CAUAUAAAUAUAAUGCCAGGUGGGCUGAUAAGUAAUUUUAAAAUUCCGGAAGUAAACAAUUGUUGUGGAUGUGUCAACGAUAUAAAAACUGCUGCAGCGAUCAUUGCAGUGCUAGGAAUUGUGACAAGUCCGCUAGUGUCAUGGGCGGUGGUUCGUCACGCAUACGUGAUCCGAGUGUCCUGUUUCGUGUCAGCAAGCUCUUCGCGACCAGAUGUGGUUGAUAUCAACCUUAGUAAUGUACUUAGUUUUGGAUUUGGUGCCAAUGCUGGUCUCGGGCCAUCCUGUUUAAUCAAAAACUCAACAAAAGUACUGCGAGCUGAUGAAGAAACAGAAAAUAAAGAUGAUAUGAAACAUUCAGAGUUUGUGAAGACCGUGCGAUGCGUCGGGUGGAUUGUGCUGAUCGCGGACUUUAUAUUUCUAUUGCUGAGCAUCAAUUUGCUAAUAAAGAUGGCUACUGGAAAUGGUCAAAUUGCAGCAAGAUAUUUUAUAUCAUCCGGACUCAUUUCAAUAAUAAUGUCUUUUAUCUACGGAAUGCUCUAUGUAUCAGCUUGCGUUUAUAUGGGAGGUUCUUUUCCAGUUUUUGAAUUCGUAUUCGCGCUAGUUGAUUUAAUGAUGUGGUCCUACUUUUUAAUAGUAGUGUAUUCCUACAGACAGAAAGCAUCAUGAAGGAAAG
Colias croceus (clouded yellow) is the source of this 673-nucleotide messenger RNA. RefSeq lists its product as uncharacterized. The transcript has 5 exons. NCBI's taxonomy places the organism in Eukaryota, Metazoa, Arthropoda, Insecta, Lepidoptera, Pieridae. Bases 13 to 666 code for a protein of 217 amino acids. The record is from RefSeq and is a predicted model, not a curated record.